This is a messenger RNA of Galeopterus variegatus (Sunda flying lemur), 1169 nucleotides long. RefSeq names its product non-SMC element 1 homolog (S. cerevisiae) (gene NSMCE1). The record is from RefSeq and is a predicted model, not a curated record. Bases 212 to 1012 code for a protein of 266 amino acids. Lineage: Eukaryota; Metazoa; Chordata; Mammalia; Dermoptera; Cynocephalidae. Gene Ontology annotation, molecular function: ubiquitin-protein transferase activity. The transcript has 8 exons. Gene Ontology annotation, biological process: DNA damage tolerance; double-strand break repair via homologous recombination. Gene Ontology annotation, cellular component: Smc5-Smc6 complex; nucleus.
GCGCGGGGGCGGGAGACUGGCCGGGAAGGAAGAGGAACGUCCGUAAAGGCGAGGAGAAGGAUGGAAGAAAGGGUUGGGUGACACAGGCAGUGAGGGUCAGGUCCCGGGGUCGGCACCCCUGUACUGAGAAACUAGCGGCCGGGUCUUGGGACUUCUCCUGUGCUGGUGGGGAAACUGAGGGCCAGAGAAGGGCGGCAGAGUUCCUUCAUACAUGCAGGGCAGUGCGAGAAGAAUGGGCAUCAUGACUGAUGUCCACCGGCGAUUCCUCCAGUUGCUGAUGACUCAUGGCGUGCUGGAGGAGCGGGAUGUUAAGCGCCUGCAGAAGCACUGCUAUGAGGUCCAUGACCGCAAUGCUACUGUGGAGAAGUUGGAGGACUUCAUCAACAACAUUAACAGUGUCCUGGAGUCCUUAUAUAUUGAGAUAAAGAAAGGAGUCACAGAGGAUGACGGGAGACCCUUUUAUGCACUGGUGAAUCUUGCUACAACUUCAGUUUCCAAAAUGGCAACGGAUUUUGCGGAGAAUGAACUGGAUCUGUUUAGAAAGGCUUUGGAACUGAUUAUUGACUCGGAAACUGGCUUUGCAUCUUCCACAAACAUUUUGAACCUGGUCGAUCAACUUAAAGGCAAGAAGAUGAGGAAGAAGGAGGCUGAGCAGGUGCUGCAAAAGUUUGUGCAAAACAAAUGGCUGAUCGAGAAGGAAGGGGAGUUCACCCUGCAUGGCCGGGCCAUUCUGGAGAUGGAGCAGUACAUCCGGGAGACCUAUCCCGACGCCACGAAGAUGUGCAAUAUCUGCCACAGACUCCUCAUCCAGGGUCAAAGCUGCGAAACCUGUGGGAUCAGGAUGCACUUACCUUGCGUGGCCAAGUAUUUCCAGUCGAAUCCUGAGCCACACUGCCCGCACUGUAAUGAUUACUGGCCCCAUGAGAUACCAGAAGUCUUCGACCCUGAGAAGGAGAGGGAGGCUGGUAUCUCCAAGUUGAACAAAAAGUCCUUGCGGUACAGGCAGCAUUAGCUGAUGUAUCCUGCUGAAGGGCUCACCGCCUUCGGUGACCUGGGCUAUGCCACCCAGUCUGGAUGAGACUCGUCAGCGUUUCAGGCUGCACAUGAGCCACCUCCCUUGCUCUUUAUGUUUGUUAGUGACAGGUUUGGAAUAAAAGUAUUCAAAGGAG